CUAAUGAGUAUAAAAAUAAACUUAUUUUUCGUUUCCCGCAUAAAAGGUCGGCGGUGACUGUUCCCGACGAUCGGAGUGGGUAUAUAGACGGCGUGAUUCGGCAGCUUAAAGUUAGUCCGGCUCCAACAUGAGAGCAGUUGUUACGUUCUUGGCCAUCGUUGGCUGCGUGAAGGCCUCAUUUAAUGCAGAUGUUUUCGAUGUGGAGUGGAAUAACUUUAAAGUCGAUUACGAAAAAACCUAUCAGGAUAUCAGCGAGCAUUUGCACCGCAAGCAGAUCUUUAAGCACAACAAGGAGAUCAUUGACAGGCACAAUAAACGAUAUGCGGCAGGCGAGGAGACGUUUGAGAUGGGCAUCAAUCAAUUCACCGAUCUUCUGUCCCAUGAAUUCGAAGCAUUCAUCCUAGGCGGACUCAACGCAACUGUCGAUGAAACCGAGAUAGAUCUUAUAUACUCACCAACCGGCAAUAUCGAAAUUCCGUCUUCGGUUGAUUGGCGUCAGGAAGGCGCUGUUACCCGAGUAAAGGACCAGGGACGUUGUGGUUCCUGCUGGGCCUUUGCCGCAGUUGGCACUCUGGAGGGUCAGCACUACCUCAAAACUGGAGAGUUAGUUGAGCUUUCCGAAAAGAAUCUGCUGGAUUGUACGAGUGGCAAACCCUAUUAUAAUCACGGCUGCAAUGGUGGACGGGCCACAAGCGCGCUGCUUUAUGUCAAAAGGAAUCAUGGCAUAGAUACGGCUAGCUGGUAUCCCUAUAAGGCUAAACAGGGCCAUUGUCGAUUUGAUGGGAGUCAUAUAGGCGCAACAGUCAGCAGGAUUGUACGAAUAAAACGGAAUAGUGAAAGUGCUCUGGCGGCAGCCGUUGCCAAAAAGGGACCCAUUGCGGUGUCCAUCGAGGCAACACAUCUACAUCAUUACAGAGGAGGAGUAUUACGCAAAUCCUGCCACAAAAGAUCCAAUCAUGCAGUCGUUGUUGUGGGCUACGGCCACGACACUAACGGCGGGGAUUACUGGUUGGUCAAGAACUCCUGGGGUAGUCUUUAUGGUGAAAAUGGAUAUGUUCGCAUGGCGCGUAAUGAGAACAACAUGUGCUUCAUUGCCAGCAAUGCCGUAUAUCCAUUGGUUUGACCUGUAAAAAGGGGGUUAGUUAGAAGAAUUAAAAAAAUUACAAUUCUUCAACAAUUCUUCUACAAUUCUUAAUAUAUUCAGACUGUGUAACAAGAAAAAAAGUAUUUAUUACUCAAUGGAGUGAGUUUACGGCUGCCGAGAUUUC
Molecule: messenger RNA, 1268 nt
Organism: Drosophila montana
Lineage: Eukaryota; Metazoa; Arthropoda; Insecta; Diptera; Drosophilidae
Product: cathepsin L-like
Exons: 1
Coding region: 128-1123 (331 amino acids)
Biological process (GO): positive regulation of peptidase activity; positive regulation of apoptotic signaling pathway; immune response
Cellular component (GO): lysosome
Molecular function (GO): cysteine-type endopeptidase activity; cysteine-type endopeptidase activator activity involved in apoptotic process
Source: RefSeq, a predicted model, not a curated record